This is a messenger RNA of Chelonia mydas (Green sea turtle), 2407 nucleotides long. RefSeq names its product solute carrier family 39 member 4 (gene SLC39A4). Gene Ontology annotation, biological process: intracellular zinc ion homeostasis; zinc ion import across plasma membrane. Bases 295 to 2388 code for a protein of 697 amino acids. The record is from RefSeq and is a predicted model, not a curated record. Gene Ontology annotation, cellular component: membrane. Gene Ontology annotation, molecular function: zinc ion transmembrane transporter activity. NCBI's taxonomy places the organism in Eukaryota, Metazoa, Chordata, Testudines, Cheloniidae. The transcript has 12 exons.
GAUGCUGGAGCGGGGCCGUGCCCGCUCUCCUGGCAGAGCAGAGCCCCGCCACUCCCUGGCUGGGCUGGGUAACUCGGAGCCACCUUGCCCUGCCCCUAUCGCAGGAGGAUCUGCAGAGCUGGACGGGUUCUGUGGAAUGGUUAACCCGAGGCAAUCUCACCCUGAGCCAAUCACAGCCGGCAGCAGCAAAUACCUGCCGGAUUAGAGCCACUGCUCCCCACAGCUCUGGCCCCGGGGAGCCUGGCCGGAGCCACUGCGUCUCCCCGAGCCCGUGCAGCCCUCGAGGACGCUGCCAUGGCACUCCUGGUGCCCCUGGUUCUGCUCUGCCUGGGGGGGGCCAUGUGCCCAGGGCGAGGGGCGCCGGUGCCCAGCCAGGAGGAGGUGCUGCAGAGCGUGUGGGCCCUGCUGGCGUCGGGAGAAGGCUCUCUGCCCCAUGCUGCCCUGGACUCCCUCUUAAGUAUCGUGGCGGCCCGUGUGCAGUGCCCAGCAGUGCCGUGUGAAAAGUGCAUCUCCGUGCCGGACGUCUUCACGCUUGUGGGCAAGGCAGGGGCAGGCGACGCCAACCUCACGGCUGCGGAGCUCCCGCAGCUGAGCGCCGGCAUGCUGCUCUACCUGACAGACCCCGCGGCCACCUGCGCUGCAGUGAGGGGCGGCCGGUGGGUGGCCGAGGCCGGGGCCUUCCUCACCAGCUUCUCCAGCGGGAAUCCCGCGGCCGGGCCCACGGCGGAGAAAGUGGCGGAGCUGCUGGGAGGCAUGCGGGAGAAUUACAGAGACGCAGACAGGCACCAGCCGUGCCUGGACGCGGGCCGUGUCGUGCAGGAGAGCGCCGCGGUCUCUGGCCGGGUGACGGCCGACGUGGCCGGGAAGAUGCUGGUGACGGUCAUGUACCACGCGCUGCUGGGGGACUGCUUCCAUGCCCUGCCGCCCCCCCAUUAUUUCCUGGGGUACAUCUUUCGUCACUACGGCAACGAGUCCCAGAACCUGACGCUGGCAGGCCUGACUGCACUGAUGGGCCGUCUGGCCUUGGGGCCAGAGGACGAGCACGCGGACCACCACCAUGACAAUGAAUCACACGCUGAUCACCACACGGAGCCCGCAUCAGCUCCCCACAACAGCCAGCGCCAUGGCGAUCACACAGACCCCGACGAUCACUUGGAUCCGCACCCCGGCGACACGCUCAGGAAGCUGAGACGGAGCCUCCCCGGGCAGAGGGCGCUGGAUGAUCCCGGUCUUGUCUGGGACACGAUAUGUCUGAGCCCCGGCGACCUCCUGGAGAUCUACAGCCUCGAGCCCGACGCAGGGAUCUCUGGCCCGGACUUCACCAGCCUCAGCCCGGCUCUGAUCCAGCAGCAGCUCAGCGGGGCCUGCUCUGUCCGUCACCUGAGCGUGCCCAGCGGCCGCCUGACCGUGGCAGAGAGGUACAUCUAUGGCUCGCUGGCCACGCUGGUGAUCUGCCUGUGCGCGCUGCUUGGCAUCGUCCUGCUCCUGUGCACCGCCUGCGCCAGCGCCUACCAGUACGUCAUCCAGGGCUUCGUCAGCCUGGCCGUGGGCUCGCUCACCGGGGACGCCCUGCUCCACCUCAUCCCCCAGUUCCUGGGCCUGCACUCGCACGCGGACGAGGGGCACGCGCAUGGGGCUGAGGAGGCCGGGCCCAGGGACACCACCUGGAAGCUACUGGCCGUGCUGGGUGGCAUCUAUGUCUUCUUCCUCCUGGAGAAGUUCUUCAGCAUCCUGGGGGGCGACGAGCCCAAGGAGGAGGCUGGCGGGGGCCACCCGCACGACCACGCCAUGACCUUGCAGCUCUACCAGGCAGAGCAGAAGAGGAAGAAGCAGGAGAAAGGAGCCUCACAGGCCGACCUGGUCACCGCGGAGGAAGCCAGUCUCAGCAAGACGGGGCAGGGGAGACGCACCCGGGAGCAGCGCAUGAUCCCCUACAUGAUCACCAUCGGAGACGCCAUCCACAACUUCGCCGACGGGCUGGCCGUGGGGGCCGCCUUCUCCACCUCCUGGAAGACGGGGCUGGCCACGUCGCUGGCCGUGCUGUGCCACGAGCUGCCGCACGAGCUAGGGGACUUUGCGGCUCUGCUGCACGCGGGGCUAAGCGUCAAGAUGGCCUUGGUGCUGAACUUCGGCAGCGCCCUGACCGCCUUCCUCGGCCUCUACAUCGCGCUCUCGGUGACGACGGGCGAGGAGUUCCAGGCCUGGAUCUUCACCGUGGCCACGGGCCUCUUCCUCUACGUGGCCCUUUGCGACAUGCUGCCCACCAUGAUGAACGUGAAGGACAAGCGGCCCUGGCUGCUCUUCGCCCUGCACAACCUGGGCCUGCUGGGCGGCUGGGCCAUCCUGCUGCUGCUGUCCCUGUAUGAGGAGAACCUCACCCUGCCGUGACCCCUGCCCGGCCCCCCAU